Molecule: messenger RNA, 615 nt
Organism: Mesorhabditis spiculigera
Lineage: Eukaryota; Metazoa; Nematoda; Chromadorea; Rhabditida; Rhabditidae
Source: the annotation of a GenBank genome assembly
CAAGGGCCUGGAGAGGAGGCCUUUAAACUCUACGCCCAAUGCACGAGCUGUCGAAUCUACAUGCCCGAUCAGAACGCCUUUAUACAGCAUGUGUUGCUGCAUUACCCCGCUCAAUUCAGGAUUUUGGGUAGUAAGAGAGAAGCCCCACCAAGCCCGAAAAUCCAAAAACCUGCUGUUGUCAAGCCGAAAAACCCGGAAGUUGAAAGCGCCGAUCCGAAAAAGCAUUCGAUGUUGAGAAGCUUACUAGGAGCUUCAACACCUCAAACCACCGCAACCCAGAGCCCUCGACUCCAUGGCAACUUGACCCCAAAAUCGGAAGCGAGCAACUCCCCAAAAGCCAAGCCGGCGUGUGGAAUUUGCGGAGAAAUCUUCCCAAAUGGGGAUGUUUUGCUGGCCCACAACCGGGAAUGUACACCUAUGAGAAAGCUCCUUUCCAUCAGCAAUGCCGUGGUGGUAGAAGCCGCAAAAAGCUUACACCAAGCCCAGCAGGUUUCGAUUCUAGACCAGAAAAACCGUCUUCCCCACGCGCUACGUUCCGCAAACUUCAACAGCGCCAAGGAACUCUCCACCCUCCUCCAGGCCUACAAUUUAACUAGAACGGCCAUGAAUAGAAAU